Molecule: messenger RNA, 978 nt
Organism: Lactuca virosa
Lineage: Eukaryota; Viridiplantae; Streptophyta; Magnoliopsida; Asterales; Asteraceae
Source: the annotation of a GenBank genome assembly
AUGCAGGAAUGGUUAGAUCUAUUGUUUCACGGCCCUCUGUUGUUCCUCCUCCCUACGCCCAACAAUUCUACGCUCAACGCUAUCAAUGCAGGAAUGGCCAAGACAAGGAGUAUGACCAGAAACCAGAAUCAUGAUUAUGAUGCAUCAUUAUCAUCAUCUAGCAGGAACACGAGUUUUGACAAGGAUCAUGUAGGACCUUGGUCAGAUGUUAAUCAUGACGUGCUUUUUCUAGUUAUGAUGCAACUAAGAGUUGUUGAUUUUAUUGCAUUCAGAGGAGUUUGCAAGUCAUGGAGGUCAUUUGCAGUAUCUAAGAGUAGCAUGUUUUUGGCGUCUAAACCACCCAUGAAGAUAAGUAUCAAUCCCCAUGCUAAUAAUCAAGACUGCUACAUCUACCUGAAGGAGGACUUUGAAGAGCCAAUGUUUAAAACCAUCCUUCCCCAUUCAGCUGGCAGGAUCUGUAUUGGAUCAACUUGUGGUUACCUGAUCUUGUUCAGUAGUGAAACCCGUGACUUCUGGCUUGUGAAUCCAAUCACAAGGCAUGAGCUUCAUUUCCCUGAUUUCCCAUUAUGUGUUGCUGAUCUGCCUACUCAUGAAAAAGAAAUGAGGACUAUCAAGGGUAUCCUUGUCUUUUCACCUUCAAUAUCGGGGCGGGUGUUUGUUGUGUUAAGUUCAAAAUUAUCGCUAUCUUUUUAUAUCGCGGGUAAACCAGGAUGGAAUCAUGUCUCCUCUUCUCUCCCCAUCGUUGAUGUACAUGUUUUUAAAGGGAAGAUAUAUACUCUACACUCUGAUUGUUCUUUAGGUGAACUUAGACUCAAUCUGAACUCAAAGUGGAAGGGAAAAUGGAUGUUACUUAAAACAAAGAGUUUUCCGAAGCCAGACUUGUACAUUCUGCAACUUGUGAGUUCAAAUGAAAAGCUUUUAGUGAUAAAUUGGGUUUCAAAACAGAAAAUUUUCAUGGAACUAGAUUUUGGGAAAUGA